AUGAAAGAAAUCAACGUAAAACUUCAAGGAAAUAAAAUGAACUUUAUCAAGGCUAAGGGAAUCAUAUCAUCAUUCAUCGCCAAGUUUGAUAUUUACAAAUCAAACAUUGGUCGCAUAGAGCUAAUGCAACUUCCAACUCUUAAAAAGUGUUCAAUGGCAGAUAUCGAGAUUCUCGAGAAAAAAAAAAUCGUAAUUUUUACUGAUCACCUUGAUCAGUUAUGGAAUCAAGAUUUAAAGAAAUUAGAAAUUUCAGAUUGGAUUUUCGAUCCUUUCUCUUUUGAAGUUGUGGAUAAGCUCACUUCCUCUACUGAGAUUUUAGAUUUGAAGUAUGACUGUGAGGUUAAAGUCGUCUUUAAAAAAUAUGGUUACAAGUUAGCUUGGGUAAAGCUUAUGGAUACUUACCCACAAUUGUGGAAACAAACUGAGUCGCUUCUUAUCUCGUUCCCGUCAACAUAUUUAGUAGAGACAGGAUUUAGUUCUGCCUUCCAGCUGCUCACAAUGCAAAGAGAAAGGUUGGACAUUUGCUUCAAAGGAGACCCGCGUUUAAAUCUGAGGAGCAUAAAACCUGACACUCAAGCUUUAACUUGA
Molecule: messenger RNA, 588 nt
Organism: Parasteatoda tepidariorum (common house spider)
Lineage: Eukaryota; Metazoa; Arthropoda; Arachnida; Araneae; Theridiidae
Product: protein FAM200C-like
Source: RefSeq, a predicted model, not a curated record